ACUCGGUCUGGCUCUAUCUCUAUUGUAUUUGAAAUUUUAUCUGUAUCUUUUAUCAACUGGCUAUAAAACGCAAAGAGGAAGAAGUAUCUGUAUCUUUCUUUUUAUACAACAGGUACUGCAGUAUUAUCCAAUGGAGGCAAAAUGGGGGAAAAAAGGAUAAAGAAAACAUUUUUUUUUUUUCUAAUUCUUCCUAACAGUACACACAUUUAGUAAAUGUGUAAUUUUGCGUGGAAACUCAUUAAGUCGUGAUUCUUAAUUGGCUUCACUAAGAUUACUAUUUGUAAUAGUUAAUGCAUAGUGUAGAAUGUACAAUUCUACGAUAUGGAAAUGUACAUUAAGAGCAGAGUUUAAUAGACUCGUGACGCGAAGGCGCUUUUGGUACGUGAAAUUGCGAGCAGAGUGGGAGCUCCUCCUAUCACGCAACAACCUCUAGACUGACCCCCUCCUUCACACCAUUAUCACUGAUGGCCGAUCCAUUCAUUGACCGCAGCGAGUGGACACAGGGGUAGAUACGAACGAGAUUACAUUAAGAUAAACAUUGGAUGCUCGGCCUGGUGGUGUCAGUUAGCAUGCAGUCACCCGUGGACGACGCUAGCUUCGGUAACGUUAACCUCGCCAGCAGCGACACUCUGAACAUCUUGCCCUCCUGUGAGUUGAGAGAAAGAGAAACCUGUUCUGACAAGUUUUUGGACACCAUGGCCCCACACCCGGUCGUCCAGGCCAUCAUUGACCUCUCUGCAGGAGCCAUAGGGGGAGCUGCAUGUGUCUUCAGUGGGCAACCUCUGGACACAGCAAAGGUCAAGAUGCAGACCUUUCCUACACUGUACCGGGGUUUCAUCCACUGCGUUGUGUCCACCUACAAACAAGUGGGUCUUCGUGGUCUCUACCAGGGCACCACGCCGGCACUGAUGGCCAACAUUGCAGAGAACUCUGUGCUCUUCAUGAGCUACGGCUUCUGCCAGCAGGUCAUCCGCUUCACAGCUGGACUGCACAGUGAAGCUGUGCUGAGUGACAUGCAGAAAGCCUGUGCUGGCUCAGUAGCAUCCAUCUUCUCCUCGCUAGUACUCUGCCCCACCGAGCUUGUCAAGUGUCGGCUGCAAGCCAUGUAUGAAAUGGAGGCAUCAGGCAGGAUAGCUAAGAGCCAGAACACAGUGUGGUCAGUGGUGAAGUCCAUUAUGAGGAAUGAGGGGCCGCUCGGCUUCUUCCAGGGCCUGACCACCACCAUAGCCAGAGAGGUCCCUGGUUACUUCUGCUUCUUCGGUGCCUACGAGCUCUGCCGCACCGCCUUUGCAGACUACUUGAAAUGUGACAAAGAUGACAUAGGUGUGGCUCCGAUUGUGUUCAGCGGUGGUUUCGGAGGGGCAUGUCUGUGGCUGGUGGUCUAUCCUAUGGACUGUGUCAAGUCUCGGAUCCAAGUCAUGUCUAUGAUGGGCAAACAAGCAGGGUUUUUGAAAACCUUCAUGACCAUCGCACGUAGUGAAGGUGUGAGGGCACUCUACUCUGGUCUUACCCCCACCAUGGUCCGCACUUUCCCUGCUAACGGGGCACUGUUCCUGGGUUAUGAGGCCAGCCGGAAGCUCAUGAUGAAGCAAUUUGACAGCUAAAGGGGCCCAUACGCACAAAAGAAUGAAUGAGCGGUGAACUGGUGUUAUAACCAUAUAACCUCAUCAGAACACCAGUUGAAGCUUUGAAGCUUACUAUGUGUAGGAUCUGGUUUUUGCCAUUUCCUGCUUUUGUUAAACUAACGUAAAAACUGACACACUCUGUCUUUUGAACUUAAAAAACACCUUUGACAGAGCGUUUACAUCUUUUAAAACCUGAUAUGAAUUUAUUUUUAGAUCUGAAUAUUCUUUAUUUUUAACACUCCAAAAAUGCAUCAUACAGUAUAUGAGAAAAACACAAGAAGGACCGUACUUAGCAACAUCAACCAGCCUCUUUAUGAGGGAAUGUCAGUACUCCAGUUUCUUAUUUUAUGUCUACCUCAACUAAGUAGUAUCCGCACAGAAAUAUUUGUGUCUGCCAGUCAUGAGUAGGAGAAGUAAUCCAUUAGGUUGCAAGGUUAUUUUAAAUGCACAAAAUCUUAAAACCUUACUUGAGCUCAUUGCAUGAAAAUUUUAUUUAAAAAUGUGAAGUGGCAUAUAUAAAUUCAUUUAAGUUGCCUUAAAUAUGCUGUGAUGACGUCUUUUCAAUUGUGGAAUUAUUUACAUUUUCAGAGCAAAG
Messenger RNA from Xiphias gladius (swordfish), 2220 nucleotides. It is a transcript of the gene slc25a15b, whose product is annotated as solute carrier family 25 member 15b. Gene Ontology annotation, molecular function: L-ornithine transmembrane transporter activity. The transcript is spliced from 8 exons. Lineage: Eukaryota; Metazoa; Chordata; Actinopteri; Istiophoriformes; Xiphiidae. The coding region runs from base 543 to 1604 and encodes 353 amino acids. The record is from RefSeq and is a predicted model, not a curated record. Gene Ontology annotation, biological process: mitochondrial L-ornithine transmembrane transport.